CUUAAGGUGUUGGUUUUAGUUGUGGAUCAGAAAACACUUUGAAACAGGUGUAAAAUAAAUAAAAGUGUUACGAAUUGAGGGCUGUAUUUUAAAUCCACUAUUCGAUGAUAAUAAUAUACAUAUCAUAAAGUAAUUGUUUACGUUCCAAGCAUUUACGCUGAAUUAAGUGCUCCGUUUUCAAAUCAUUCAUUUAAGCCUGGUUGGCGUUUAACUGCUUCUAAGUGCCUUAGUUAAUUUAUAUGGUUUGUUUUUGUAGGUUGUGUUCCUGGGUGUGGCAAAGCAAUAUUAUAUUUUUGAAUAUUAUAUUUUUAAAAAUAAAUAAUUUGUAUUUUAUAAAUAUAUGCCAAUGUGUAGAAAAUUCGUCUUCACCGCUGUAUUUAAUAUCGUGUUAGUGGUAAUACAAGCACAAUAUGACUUCAGUGAGCACAAAGUCAGUGAUAUGAUAUGGUGUACAAAAAGCCAAGAAGAGCAAUAUAAAUGUCAAAAUUUAACAGUUGCCAUUGAGCGAGAUCGUGCUCUUUUUGACGACUCAUUAUUAAAACUGACAUGUUUUAUGGCUUACAGUGCGGAUGAAUGUAUACAUCAUAUUGAUCGAGAAAAGGCCCAUAUUACUACAUUGGAUGCAGGUGAUGUGUUUACCGCAGGCCGAUUCAAUUCGCUUAUACCAAUUAUGCAGGAAAAAUUUGAAGGUGGAUUCACAAAAUAUCAUGCUGUGGCUGUUAUAAAUAAAGGGACACUUACCGAUUUAACAAGUUUAAGAGACUUAAGGAACAAACGAGCUUGUUUUCCUUGGGUUGGGAGUUUAGCAGGAUGGAUUUUACCAAUUUAUACGUUGCAACGAGAAGGUGGGAUGGAAGUUGUAGAUUGUAAUAAUCAAGUUAAAACUGCAGCAAAUUAUUUCAACAAUUCUUGUGCAGUAUACUCAUUGAUUGAUAAAUACAAUCCAAUCGGAGACAAUUCGGACAAAUUAUGUACUCUUUGUACGGGUAAAGUUCCAGCUGGACGCUGCUCAGCCAAUGAUCCUUACUAUGGUUAUGAUGGUGCAUUUCGUUGUCUACUGGAAGCUGGUGAAGUUGCUUUUUUAAGAGAUUCUACCAUCAAUGAAAUGUUGCAAUAUGAUGAAUUUAAGAGUUUAUCAAGUGAUCGCUUUGAACUUUUAUGCCGUGAUGGACGACGGGUGCCUAUAAGUGAAUAUCGUCAGUGUUAUUGGGGACUCAUACCAUCAGAUGCCAUUGUUACAUCAUCCGCGCGAACAUUAACCGAACGUAAAAAAUACCAAGCAUUUCUUAAGCGCAUGGUUGAACUUUACUCGGACGCAAUUAGGGAAGAUCCCAAUAAACAAUAUAGCAGCAACGUUAACAAUAAUGGUUUUAAUAGGAAUUACAACGAUGAAAGAAAUGAUCGUUUUGAUGUAUAUAAUAAUAAUAAUAAUAAUAAUAACAGUCCUUUUAACAACUUUGGGCGCAAUCAAGAUUCAUAUAAUCGAUUUGAUAAUACAGGUUUCCGUAAUGAACGCCUAGAUAGUAGCUUCAAUACAGAUUACAAUUUCCAAAAUGGUACAAACAAUACUGUAUCUUACGAAAAAUUCAACUUAUUUGAAUCGAAACGUUAUGGUAGAGUAAAUUUAUUAUUUCAAGACGCAGCCCGUUCAUUGACUGCUAUACAUGAAGACGACCAGUCCUUUAAAAAAUAUUUGCAGGAUGCAAUUGAUUAUAUAUAUGGACUGAGAGAAUGUCCGAUUCCUAGCAUGACAUUGUGUGUGACAUCCGAGCCAGAAUUAGAGAAAUGUGUUAAAAUGAAAAUUGCUCUUAAAGCUCAUUUAUUGAAACCAGAACUAAUAUGUAAAAAAAUGCAUUCACAUAUGGAUUGCAUGCGCGGAAUACAAUCCGGUGAUGCUGAUAUUGCAGUUUUUGACGCUGGUGACGUGUAUACUGGUGGUUUAAACAAUAAUUUAAUACCGUUUAUGUCUGAGGUUUACAAUUUGGGUGAACCGGAGUAUUACGUUGUAGCUGUAGCAAAAGAGGAAGAUCCAGAUACAGAGUUAACAUACCUUAAGGGUAAAUACACUUGUCAUACAGGCAUUAAUACAGCUGCUGGUUGGACUUAUCCAAUGGCAUACUUGAUAUCUAAUGGUUGGAUAAGACCUUACGGAUGUGAUUCUAUUCGAGCAGCUGCUGAGUAUUUUACCAAGUCUUGUGUACCCGGAGCUAUAAGUAAUGAAUAUAAUACUGGUGUUCCUUAUGACAGCAUGUGUGAUCUUUGUCAUGGCACUAGCUAUCGCUAUUGUCGUCGUGACGCUUCUGAAGACUACUAUGGGCAUACAGGAUCAUUUCGUUGCCUCGUUGAAGGUGGUGGGCAUGUUGCUUUUAUGAAACACACAACAGUUAUGGAAAGUACUGGCGGAAAACGAAAAGAGUGGUGGGCUAGGAACGCUCUUAACGAUGAUUUCGAAUUAUUAUGCACAGAUGGUACACGUGCGGAAUUACAUGAGUAUAAAAAAUGCAAUUUAGGAAUAGUUAAGGCCAAUGCCAUUGUAACUCGCGGUGGUGAUGGUUAUAAUGAAACACAACUGAAUGCUUACAUCAAUUUGCUUACAUAUGCACAGCAACUUUACGGUCGAAAAGAUGUUGACACUUUUAGUUUUAGCAUGUUUGAAUCGCCGAUUAAUUUUUACGAUUUAAUUUUCCAAGAUGCCACACGUCAGCUACAAGUUAUACCUCCAAACAAGCGACGUUACGAUCUCUAUUUAGGAAGUAAUUUUAUGCGUGCACGACGUAUAACUGAUUGCUAUGCUGGUGCUAGUCAAGUUCAAAUAUCUAUAUCACUACUCUUUACAUUGUGUUUUAUAGUAUACAAAGUAAUCGUGUGAUAUAUAAAUGAAAACCAUAUCAUAAGCUAAAGUAUAUAUUAAUGCUUUAAAUUUUAAAAAUGAGCCUAAAAUUCUUUAUAUCACAUAUCUGCACAAAUAUUAAUACUAUUAGUUAACGUACAAAUAUUGUAGACAUUAGAAAUAAAAAAUUGUAAUAACAUUUGACUGUAUCAGUUAAGAAAAAUGUAAGCACAAUUAUAGUUAUGGUAUUUAUUUUUAUACUAGUUUAAGAUGUAUUAUUAUAAUGUUUAGAACUGAACGUACACAC
This is a messenger RNA of Teleopsis dalmanni, 3137 nucleotides long. RefSeq names its product melanotransferrin-like. Gene Ontology annotation, cellular component: extracellular region; plasma membrane; recycling endosome. The record is from RefSeq and is a predicted model, not a curated record. Lineage: Eukaryota; Metazoa; Arthropoda; Insecta; Diptera; Diopsidae. Bases 341 to 2869 code for a protein of 842 amino acids. The transcript is spliced from 8 exons. Gene Ontology annotation, biological process: iron ion transport.